GGCAGACUUCAACUGUGUCAGUCGUAUCCGGCAUUUUGCACACUAUGAAGCUACUCACGUUGGUGGUGCUGCUGUUCUCCGCCAGCAUUGUCUGCCGGGCAGUGCAACAAAAAUUCGAUAACUACAAACUCUACACACUGUAUGUGGAAGAUGACGAACAGGCGGAAGAACUGCACAACUGGUACACCAACGGAAACCUUGACUUCUGGAGCUACGGUACACUGAACGACAGUGUAACGGUUAUGAUUAGUCCCGGGCUGCAGGAAUACUUCGAAGCAAUGCUGGAUGACGUUCAGCUCGAAUCGGAACUGGUGGAAGAGAACGUACAGUCGUUGCUGGAGCAUGAGCAGGAACAGCGCAGCCUGAACAGCUUGAGCAAGCGCAGACGUCCACAGAAACAGCCGCAGAAGCCAAUAAGCACCGACGCCGACGAUGAGGAUGCGAUCGAUUUUAACCACUUCUGGACGCUAGACGAGAUCUAUCGUUAUAUGGAUCGUAUGGAGAAAACUUACCCAAAUUUGGUGCGCAUGAUGACGAUCGGUCAAACGUUCGAGAAUCGUUUGAUCUUGGCGAUCACCGUUUCGAGGGAUGGACGGAUCAAUCAAACACGACCGGUGGUGUUGGUGGAUGCGGGUGUGCAUGCACGUGAGUGGGCUUCGCACAUGUCGGCCGUGUAUCUGAUACAUCAGCUGGUGGAGUAUGCGGACAAGAAUGAGGAUCUGCUGUACAAUACUGAUUGGAUUAUUGUACCGGUGGCGAAUCCGGAUGGAUACGUGUACUCAUACGAGACGAAUCGACUGUGGCGCAAGAAUCGUUACGCCGACAAUGUGCUCUGCACCGGUACGGAUGUGAAUCGUAACUUCCCAUUCCGUUGGAGUUACACCUCUCAUUCCUGCACGGAUGGCUACGCCGGAAAAUCGCCCGGUUCGGAGAAGGAAACCCAGGCCUUGAUGCUCCUCAUGUCCCAGUUCUCACACAGCAUCAAGAUGUAUCUGUCCGUGCACAGCUGCGGUGAUUACAUCCUGUACCCGUACGGUUUUGCCUACAAACCCGUCCCGAAUUCGCAAGAUCUCUACGCACUGGGCUUGCAAGCGGCCGAAGCCGUAAAAAAUAUCGGCGGACCUGAGUAUCUCGUGGGUCAAGCUUCCGGAUUACUGUACUUAGCUACCGGUAGCGAUGACUUCAUCUACGGUGCGUACGGUGUUGAGUAUGCGUACACGCUCGAGCUGUCAUGCGGUGAUCGUGGUUACGGGUUCAUCAUUGAGUCGAACCAAAUCGAAACGAUUGCAACGGAAACGUUUGAGAUGUUCAAGGUGUUUGGCAUGCACGCCGGCAACCAGAAGAUUAGCAAGCGUCCAUUUUAG
Anopheles maculipalpis is the source of this 1364-nucleotide messenger RNA. Its product is annotated as carboxypeptidase B-like. Lineage: Eukaryota; Metazoa; Arthropoda; Insecta; Diptera; Culicidae. Bases 45 to 1364 code for a protein of 439 amino acids. Gene Ontology annotation, biological process: proteolysis. The transcript has 4 exons. Gene Ontology annotation, molecular function: zinc ion binding; metallocarboxypeptidase activity. The record is from RefSeq and is a predicted model, not a curated record.